AUGCCCAUCGACCUGAGCAAUUUUUUUUAUCGAAGGGAUCUCACCUUAAAUACAAAUAUGUUUUUAGAAGCCAUGCACAAAAAACUUAAAUAUUAUUACAUUCAUGGAAACCAGAACAGGAGAGUCGACAAAUGUAUUAGCUUUCUAAUGAGUUUUUCAAGGGAUAUAAUGUUUGAACGAAUCAUUCGCAUGGCAAAAAAUAAACCUACAUUCCGAAUGGAGCAGAUUGCCCACAGUCAUCAUCGAAGCAACAACAUUGAGGACAGCAAGAUAAAAAUAAUUGACGAGAAAACAUGGCUUGUACAGUCAUCAUUUGGGCCAACAUUAUACUCUGUGUUGAUUAAUGAAAUACAGAAGUUGUAUGGGCUGCCCUCUAUCAUGCCCUGA
Messenger RNA from Macrosiphum euphorbiae (potato aphid), 387 nucleotides. The record is from the annotation of a GenBank genome assembly. Lineage: Eukaryota; Metazoa; Arthropoda; Insecta; Hemiptera; Aphididae.